AUGAGUUUACGUGAAAGUCGCGUUUCGGCGCGACUUGCGCACAAUUUUCCUUUCCCCCCUCACCUGCCCAAACCCAAAUCAAAAUAAAACCCGAAUAUUCAAGAAACAGACCCGCAACUGCAACCGCAACCGCAACGGAAAAAGGUCGAAAACUCAAACAGCUUCCCCUUCCCGGCGAUUUUCUCUUACUAUAUAUCAUCAAGAAACCAGGCAACAGAAUAGAGAAAAAAAAUCCUUCUCCUCCUCUUCUGUUCCCUUCUUCUCCAUUGUACAAAUUCUUCCAUUAAAAUCCCAAGAACGGAGCUUUCAGUUUGUGAGUGUGCCCGGAAUUGUGGAUGAAGGAUUAUGGCUAUGGGGAUAGAAAGAUUGAAGGCGCUCCACAAUUUCACCUUGCCGUCCGAGCUCCGCUGGGGGAAUCGGCAAUUCCUCCGCUGCAUGAAGAUCAACUCCAACGGUCAAAUCUCACCCCUCCGCCGCUUCACCACCACUAAUUCCUAUUCCUCUGAUCAACACCAGCAAAACAAUUAUGUCCAACAGCCCCGCACCACCAGAGACAGAGAGAGAAGACGGGAGAAAGAGUCGUCUGCUGAGUUUCUGCAUGGAUCUCACAAAGUAGGGCCUAGUCCGCCUCCGGCAUCGGAUGGCUGUCGGAGAUUUGGCGACGACGAUGAUGGGAUUGCCGCCAUGAGGGAGAAAGUGAUGUUCGAUCUCCAAACGGCGACAGAUAAAAUGAAAGACGCGAUUUUUAAGGAUGGGCUUGAAGAGGGCCAGGUGUCUGGUCCUCAGUUGCUGCGGACGCCGUCUGCGGCUGCCGCGGUGGAAGGUGAGAUAUGCCGGCCAUGGAAUUUGAGGACAAGGCGUGCUGCCUGUAAGACGCCAUUGAGUGGGCUCGUCUUAUGUAGAAAUGGUGGUGCUACCGUCGUCGGCGCCGAGAACGACAGUGCCGGCGGGAAGGGUUUGAGGGUGGAUAUCCCAAAAUCCAAUUUAGUAUCUUCCCAGAUGAGGGCUGGCUCAGCGGCAGUGGCUGACAACUCGACGCGGCUGAGGAGCGCCGACAACUGCUCGGCAGCGUGCGGCGAGAAGAGGGAGCGAGCGAAGUUUUCGGUAUCGCUUUGUAAAAGAGAUAUCGAAGAGGAUUUCUUGGCGAUCGUAGGUCACAGGCUGCCACGCAGACCAAAAAAGAGAGCUAAGAUUAUUCAGAGACAAUUGGAUACGUUAUUUCCUGGAGUGUGGUUGAUAGAAGUUACACCUGAUAUGUAUAAAGUUCCUGAAGCUGCUCCAUAACAAUGAAGGUGGACAUUGCAGCUUGUAUGGAAUUUGAGGAGGCUUUUUUCCUUCUUAAAAUGGUUUAUUGUCAAGGAUGGACUAAUCGGGAGUUAUACAGCACCAGCAUUAUGAAUACCAAAUUCGAUGAGAAUCUUGAAAUUCCUCCGGUAAAAUUUGGAGUUAAAGAAAGGCUCAAUUUCUCGGGAAAUGCUAAUUUUUGUGCAGUUCUGAUUCUAAUAGUUCAUAAUUUUGUUUUCUCAUGGAAAUAAAACUGGCAUAGUUCGUAGUUGGAUAGGUUGGUGGCCGUUUUUCGUUCGGUCUUUCUUCUUUUACAAUUGAACAGAAUGCUUUAUGAAUCCAAGUUUAUUUCUUAAUAAAAGCUAUUCUUCCUGUUUGACCCCAGUUUGUUCUGCUCAUAGUGUGCUUGGUGUUAUAGACGCUAGUGAAAUGCAAUUCUUGAGUGUAUGCUUGCAGCAACAUU
Messenger RNA from Sesamum indicum (sesame), 1747 nucleotides. RefSeq lists its product as uncharacterized. The record is from RefSeq and is a predicted model, not a curated record. Lineage: Eukaryota; Viridiplantae; Streptophyta; Magnoliopsida; Lamiales; Pedaliaceae.